AUGAGUUUUCAAGAUUUAGAAGCUGGACGAGGGAGAUCGAGGAAGAUCAAUGGCGGUGGUGGUCGGCAAGACUCGACGCAAGCCGUCGCUUCUGGAAUAUUCCAGAUCAAUACCGGAGUUUCCACGUUUCAGCGUCUCGUUAACACGCUUGGAACUCCCAGAGAUACCCCGGAGCUCCGUGAUAAGCUGCACAAGACACGGUUGCAUAUAGGGCAGCUUGUGAAGGACACGUCAGCUAAACUUAAAGAAGCUAGUGAAACUGAUCAUCAAAGUGGUGUUAAUGUAAAUAAGAAGAUAGCAGAUGCUAAGCUUGCAAAGGACUUUCAAGCUGUGUUGAAAGAGUUUCAGAAAGCUCAGCAAACUGCUGCUGAAAGAGAAACUGCUUAUGCUCCUUUGGUGCCUCCUUCUGAUCAUCCCUCUAGGUAUGUGACUUUUGUGUUUAUGUUAAGCUCAGAUUCUCAAUUAAUGCAGGAGCUUGUAUUGUUAGACAACGAGAUUGCAUUCAACGAGGCUGUGAUCGAAGAAAGAGAGCAAGGGAUACAAGAAAUCCAUAGUCAAAUUGGCGAAGUUAACGAGAUAUUCAAAGAUCUUGCGGUUCUGGUUAACGAUCAAGGAGUCAUGAUAGAUGAUAUCGGUACUCACAUUGACAACUCUCGAGCUGCAACUGCUCAAGGAAAGUCUCAGCUUGCUCAGGCCUCAAAAACACAAAGAUCAAACUCAUCUCUGACAUGCUUACUCUUGGUGAUAUUUGGCAUUGUACUUCUGAUCGUGAUAAUCGUACUCGCAGCUUGAGUUUGUAAAGCAAGAAGAAGUCUUUUUGAAUAUUGUUCAUCGAUCUUAAAGCAUCAAUGACUGAAUUUACUUGGUAUAUAACGUAGUUUGCAGACAAACUUUAGAAGUUGGGUUUUGUAUUCGUUUGAUUUGGUUCGGUUGUAAUAUAGUGCGAGCGUGGUUUUGUUGUGCAAACUGUGUUGGAGAGUGAAAGUCUGUUGCUUGUGCUUUCUCGUAUCAUGCAAGAGAUUGGUUUCGAAGCUGUUUAAUAUUUGCCCAAAUGGUAUUUUGAUAUUCGAGAGGAAACAAAAU
Eruca vesicaria subsp. sativa (arugula) is the source of this 1083-nucleotide messenger RNA. NCBI's taxonomy places the organism in Eukaryota, Viridiplantae, Streptophyta, Magnoliopsida, Brassicales, Brassicaceae. The record is from the annotation of a GenBank genome assembly.